This is a messenger RNA of Hevea brasiliensis (rubber tree), 1750 nucleotides long. Its product is annotated as transcription factor TCP13. The transcript is spliced from 2 exons. The record is from RefSeq and is a predicted model, not a curated record. Lineage: Eukaryota; Viridiplantae; Streptophyta; Magnoliopsida; Malpighiales; Euphorbiaceae. Gene Ontology annotation, cellular component: nucleus. The coding region runs from base 256 to 1368 and encodes 370 amino acids. Gene Ontology annotation, molecular function: sequence-specific DNA binding; DNA-binding transcription factor activity.
GCAUCUUCCUUUCUCAAAUUGUUUAACCUCACCAAUAAGUUUAUUCUCUGCACUUAAAGCAAACUGCUUAGCUCUCAAACUUGUAUGCAGCUAUUGAUUGAAUUCAACAGCAAAAUUCAGAAGGGUACUACCAAAGGCAGUGCAGGAUCUAUACCUUUAUAUACACUAUAUAUAAUCAUGAUGAAUACCGCAUCAAGAAACUUUAUACCAUAAUCCUACUGGUUCAGUUACCCAUGCACCAAUGAUGAGAAAUAUAUGAUGAUUGCUAGUUCAAAAGAAGUGGAUUCUCCAACAAAAAAGGAGGGAGAUACAAGUGAUGGCAAGAUUACCAAGGCUUCAUCUAGUUCAACACCAUGGUUAAGAUUGAAAGAUCCAAGAAUUGUUCGUGUCUCGCGUGCUUUUGGAGGAAAAGAUAGGCAUAGCAAAGUUUGCACCAUAAGGGGGUUAAGGGACAGGAGAGUAAGGCUUUCAGUUCCCACAGCAAUCCAAUUGUACGAUCUUCAAGAUAGGCUUGGACUUAAUCAGCCAAGCAAAGUUGUUGACUGGUUGCUUAAUGCAGCAAAGCAUGAAAUUGAUGAACUCCCUCCACUUCCAAUGCAACCAGUGAACUUUGGCCGGAAUCAUCAAGCAAUUCUAACUUCUUCUCAUGAAUUGGAUGCUUCCCAAUCUAAGAAAGAAGGGUUCAAGACGAAUAGCAGCAUCAAUUGGGAAGAUCCAGGCGGAUUAACAAGACCAAAUUUUUGGAGCAGUGAUUCAAUUUUGAAGGCCAAGUCAAAAGAAGUUGCAAGGGAUUCUGUCCAUGAGAAAGAAAACUGGACAAAAAGAAAUGGUCAAGAAGAUGAUAAACAGGAAAGCAGUGAAGGUCAUAGUAGUGCUCAUCAAGUUCCAUCAAGUAGUUUCUUCCCAAGAGUUAGUCAUUCUUCCUUACCGAGUUUGAUAAAUAAUACGAUGCCAUAUGGUUCCUUCCUUCAAUUAGAGCACACAAAUUGUCCCUUAUCUCGUUUGGGAAGCCAUGGAUUUGCUGCCCAAACGGAUGAUCUACACAACCUAAAUGCUGUGCCAUUACCAUCUACUUUGUCUCUAUCAUCUGGAUCUCAAAUUUUGGUGUGUCCACCUGGAACAGCACAACCUUAUUUCCCUUCACAUGUUACAGCAGCUUCAACGGAGAUUGAUCCAAGACAAACGAACCACUUUCAGAUGUUGACCUCAAGCACUCAAAAUCUGUUUCCAAAUUCCCUCACUCCAAGUCCUUAUCCUAUGAACCAAUCUGCUAGACCUUUCCAUUUCAGUGCAACUCCCAGGCUUUUCCAUCCCCACAGUAGUGGAAGUCAUCAAACAGAUAAGGACCAGGAGUUUCCUUGUAAAUGACACGAAAUUACAAACAAAAAUUGCAAAACAAUAGAAACAAGCGCCCCCUCUUCUCAAGAGAAAUAAACAAAGCUUCGAGCUUUUAUCCCAGGUGAGAGCAAAACUUGUCCUAAGUUUUCAAGUGUUUGCUAGAAGACAGUCCUUUUAUGUUCAUGUGUUUACUGAAGUUAUGAUCCUACGUUUGGUUUCGUAAUUUUUGCUUCUGCGGUGUCUGGUCAUCAAUUCUAGGACAAUUUUCCUUUCUGUUCUUUUCUUUUUUCCUCCUAAUAAUUUUAAUGCUGUAUGAACUUAUGAACUCUCUUUAUAAGUUCAUAUUUUCGAUUGAAUACCUAUUUGUAGAGUCAUAAAUCUAAGAAAGAACUAUUAUAAUUAUUGUGCUAAA